This is a messenger RNA of Mesorhabditis belari, 855 nucleotides long. The record is from the annotation of a GenBank genome assembly. NCBI's taxonomy places the organism in Eukaryota, Metazoa, Nematoda, Chromadorea, Rhabditida, Rhabditidae.
AUGGAUAUGGUAUUGGGUGGUCUUCCUUUCCCAUUUCCGUCAAGUCGAAUCGAACGAGAGAGAAAACCAAAAUGUGCUCGUUGUAGGAAUCACGGAUUUGUUUCAUGGCUCAAAGGACACAAACGGCACUGUAAAUUCAAAGAUUGUGGUUGUGAGAAAUGUUGUUUGAUCGUGGAAAGACAACGAGUUAUGGCGGCACAAGUCGCUUUGAAAAGAAAACAAGCUGCUGAGGAUGCGAUUGCUUUAGGACUUCGUGUAGUGGCCGGUCAAUCAAUCAAUCGUCUUCCACAAGGGCCCGUUUGGCUUGAUAAUGAAGAUGAGGAGCUAGAAAUGGCUGAUACAGAGGCUUUGGAUGACAGCAAAAGUGACGGUCCAUCCGAGACCCCAAAUCCGAUCGAUUUGGAGAAAGAGGGCACAGAUACAUCAGAAGAGAUCAGUCCACCCCCGUUGAAGAAGAAAUCAAUAGUUUCUAAAGAGGUGAAAAAGGAACGUCCAAAGCAAGGAAGAAUCAACCCGAUCGAAUUGUUGUCCGUUUUGUUUGAAGAUCAAGAGAGAAGGGUGUUGGAGUUAGUUCUUGAAGGUUGUGCUGGCGAUGUGCUGCAAGCUAUUGAGCAUUUUGUAAGCGCAAAGAAGUUUAAAGCUGAGCCAUCUGGGAGCACUACAUCGACGCCAAGUGUGCAAGCACCACAUCAUCCGCAGUUACCGGACUUCUCUCCACUCCUUCCCCGCACUCCAUCAGGUCCAUUCUCAAUGGAAGCCCUCCUCGUUCUUAUGGAGACAUUGUCCUUCAUCACAAAAUAUCUAGCGAGAUUCUUUUUUUUACCCGGAUUCACUUUCCCAAGGUUAUGCAUAUCG